Messenger RNA from Eruca vesicaria subsp. sativa (arugula), 609 nucleotides. The record is from the annotation of a GenBank genome assembly. NCBI's taxonomy places the organism in Eukaryota, Viridiplantae, Streptophyta, Magnoliopsida, Brassicales, Brassicaceae.
AUGUUUGAAAUCCUAGAGCGUCCGAUUGAUUUUGGAUCUCCAGAUCUGGGGCCCCGGAGUUUUGGUUCCUUUGACGUCGUGUUGCUCCGGUGUUUCGACGAGGUGUUGGGAGACGGGGAAGAGACCUCUCUUGGUCUUGCUUUGGUGAGGAGUGGCGGUCGUAGGCUUUCUUUUCUUUGCCUUGGCGUCUCGGUAAAGGAGUGGCCCUCUUCAGCCCUCAAGGACGGACAUUGGUCUUCGUUUCUGAUGAGCACGCGGUGGUUUUCCGACCUCCUCUUCGUCCUUUGUCUUCCUCUCCCUUCGGUUUUGCUGGUGGUGAACUCCGUCUCCAGUUUUGCGCUUUCCUGGUGGGCGGUUUCAAGUUAUCAUGUUCUUCUUUGGCGCGUGGUCUUCGUCUAUCUCCGGCAGUCCUCGCUCAGGUCUUCGGUGCUCCCUAGUUUCACAGAGAUGGCGUACUUAGGCGUUCCUCCAUCCCAGUGGCAUGGCGGUCAGUUGGAUUGCUCUGUCAGGAGGUCUCCUUUUCUUUUCAGUACUCAGUACUUGUUCCCUUCCACCUUUGUCAAGACUGCUUCCUUUGCAGCCCGGUUUUAUGUGCUUAGUGGUCAGUAG